AUGACCUUGUUGCUCGCAAUGCUGCUGCUGCCGGUGAUGCUCAUGAUGCUGCCCCUGUCCCCAAUCCUCUCGCGCUUGUACACCAAACUUCAGCAAUGGAACGCAGCAACGAACCGCCUUCUAGUAGCCGGUGCUGACAUGACGCUGUUGGUUCAGCUAGUCUGGCAGGACAAUGGCGCUGGCUGGCACGCCACUGAGACCAGCACGCCUGCAACGUCGGGCCAGAUUGGCUGGGUGGGCCGUCGAUGGCUGGCGAUGCGACACGGCUCACAGCUUCAAUAUUGUACUGUGGAGACGAACCCAGAUAGCACACUGUGCGUGUCGGGUGCUAUUGAACGCUUAGAAGACCGCCCACUGGAUUACCGCCAUCUACUGCCUCUUCCCGGAAAUGAGGACCACGAACACGGCCCAGCCUUGUUGGUCUUGGGCGAGCCCUGCGUCAUCAGUCAAUAUCGAUCCGAAGCCGCUGAUCUUUUUCUCGCACCAAACAGUCUGCCCGCGAGCUCUGACCAGGGGCUCGUCGGCGUGCAACCAGCCUCCAAAGCUCAGGGGCUUGAGCCACCGUUGCUACGCCCAAGUACUGACACGCAUCGCUCUCCUGUUGAUCAACAAUUGGCGGCCAUUGAUGGUGUGGCCUGUACUCCGGCACGACGAGCUUGGGCUUGUUACUGCAACUUGGACCAUCGGGUCUUUGUAGCUCUGACUGAUUUGCCCAACGCCACCGAGUGGUUCCAGCUCCAACUACCCGCAGCACAGCCCAUCUACGGCUUGGCCUUCUCCGGCUCUCGCUUGGUCUGGAGUGAGCGGCAAACGGCAUCACAUUCGUCUGCUUCGGACGGCAUGGCCGACGCGAUGGCCAGUCUGUUUCCUACCAGCAGUCGCCAGGAUAGUACCUUGGCCCACUUCACGGCAGAGGUAGCCCCCUUGCUACCCCCUGAAUCUCGCUUAGCCUGGUAUGCAGCCCUGCAACGGUCGGCCUCGCGCAAGGAAUCACCCGUUCGCACCAGUCAAGCAGGCUUCGGCAAGAGCACGAACAAGUCCAGAGCCAGAGCCAGAGCCAAAACGUCCACCCAAGCUGUAGGAGCCGGGCAAGCCAAUCUGCUGACCAAAACUCAACCCGCGACGAACUGGACCCCCGUACACAUCCAGUCACCAGCUAACGCCCAAAUCGAGUUGGUUGUGAACAGAGCUGAGGCGAACCCCAGCCCACCCAUCAACGAAGCGACUGUGACUGCACGUGCACGGACCGCACGGACAGAUGAAGUCAGCACGCCCACGACUGAUGGGAUGGUUGAGGCCAACAAAAUAGCCACUGAUACCAACACAACCGCCAACGCGCCAACCACCGUUGUCACGGAGGCCCUCGAGGGCGGUGCCACCUCAAGACACUCCUCCCAAAGUGGCUCCCCUUCGCCGACCCCAAGAAGCAACAAAACACCUUCUCCGACCCCACCGGCCUCACCCACACUCAUGCGGCGCACGAUAGUCCCGCCCAAGAGCAGCUCCAACGAGGAGUCUAGCUUUGAGUUGCGCCUUCCGGGCGCUAGCCUCCUGCCACCCCUGGCUCAAGAACCAGGGCGUGCGGGCAUCGUGCUCUUGGAAGAACCGAGCAAGCCCGCCACGACCGAGUCCUCGGACCACCGCGCCUGGUUGCAGCAGAUGAUGGGUGCUCAGUUGCGACGCUUUGAGCAACGCAUGAACGAGCGCGUUGAUACGUUGGAAGCAAACGUGGACGCUCGCUUGGGGCGGCUGCAGGACUCAUUGGACCUCCUCACCCUGUUGGUACAGCGAGGAGGGGGCAUGGGCAGUGAGAGGCAAGAGCAGCCAUAA
Monosiga brevicollis MX1 is the source of this 1830-nucleotide messenger RNA. RefSeq lists its product as uncharacterized. The record is from RefSeq and is a predicted model, not a curated record. The transcript is spliced from 2 exons. Bases 1 to 1830 code for a protein of 609 amino acids. Lineage: Eukaryota; Choanoflagellata; Craspedida; Salpingoecidae.